This is a messenger RNA of Linnemannia hyalina, 558 nucleotides long. NCBI's taxonomy places the organism in Eukaryota, Fungi, Mortierellomycota, Mortierellomycetes, Mortierellales, Mortierellaceae. The record is from the annotation of a GenBank genome assembly.
AUGCGUGAAUACAAACUCGUCGUCCUCGGCUCUGGUGGUGUCGGAAAGUCCGCAUUGACGGUUCAAUUUGUACAAUCGAUGUUUGUGGACAGAUACGACCCGACGAUCGAGGACUCUUAUCGGAAACAAGUCGAGGUGGAUGGGCUGCAAUGCAUGCUCGAGAUUCUCGACACAGCAGGCACCGAGCAGUUCACAGCCAUGCGGGAUCUUUAUAUGAAGAACGGACAGGGCUUUAUUCUCGUCUUUUCUAUCAUUGCCAGCGCAACGUUUGAUGAACUCACAGAGAUCCACGGUCAACUCUUGCGUACCAAGGACACACGCACAGUACCAAUUGUGCUGGUGGGCAACAAAUGCGACAUGGCAAACGAACGCAAUGUCUCACAAGAGCGGGCCAAGGCACAGGCCGACAAAUGGAACACGCCCUUCUACGAGACAUCAGCCAGAACAAGGAUAAACGUCGACGAAGUCUUCCACGACCUGGUCCGGAUGAUCAACCUGCAGAAUCCAGCCAAACACGACAAAUCUAAGAAGAACACCGUCAAAUGCGUCCUACUCUAA